GCUGAGGAGCGGCCCCGGCGCUGUGCCCGGCCCGGGCAGGAGGCCAAGGAGCCGCUGCUGCUGCCCCGAACCGCCGGGAGCUCGGCGUGACCGGGACCUGAGGGCGCUGGGAGCUGGGGAUUUUUUAUUCCCAAGGCUUGGUCUAAUGGAGGAUGAGGAAAAACCCCGGAGAUCCUGCACAAGGAGUGGCUACAAACCCAGCCCAGGGAGCUGCGAGGAGGAAAGAGCCCCCCUGAGCCAGGAAGAUGGCCAGAGAUCCAGCCCGAGCUCAGAGCUGGUGGAGAAGCCUCAUGGCAGGAAGAAGCCCCACAAGUGCUUGGAAUGUGGGAAGGUUUUCAGCCAGAGCUCCGACCUGAUCCAGCACCAAAGGAUCCACACUGGGGAGCGGCCCUACCAGUGUGGGGAGUGUGGGAAGAGCUUCAGACAGAGCUCUGGCCUAAUUCAGCACCAGGUGAUCCACACUGGGGUACGACCCUACAAAUGUGGGGAUUGUUGGAAGAGCUUCAGAGACAGCUCUGACCUGAUCCGGCACCAGAUGAUCCACACUGGCGAAAAGCCCUAUGAAUGUGGGGAAUGUGGGAAGAGCUUCAACCAGAGAUCCCACCUGAUCCAGCACCAGAGGAUCCACACUGGGGAACGGCCCUACACCUGCUUGGAAUGUGGGAAGAGCUAUGGGUGGAGCUCAGACCUGAGAAAACACCAGCGCAGCCACACCGGGGAGAAGCCCUACGAGUGUCCUGAGUGUGGGAAGAGGUUCCAGAUCAGCUCCACUCUCCUCAGACAUGAGCGGAUUCACACAGACGAGAGGCCGUUCCGCUGCCCCGACUGCGGGAAGGGCUUCAACCGCAAAUUCGCCCUCGUCUCCCACCAGCGCAUCCACUCCAGGGAGAGGCCCUAAGAGUGUGGGGAGUGUGGGAAGAGCUUCUCCCUGAGCUCAUCCUUGACCAAACACCAACGGAGGCGUCACUGAGGGAAGCCCUGUGGGUGCCCUGAGUGCUGGAAGAGCUUUGUGCACUGCUCCAGCUCCAUCCCCCAUGGGAGGAUCCACGUUUGAUGAUCCCCAGUGACCUCUGUUAGGCAGUGCCCUGGUGAUCUGUGUUGGGAUGACACCUGGCUGGGGAUGCUCCACAUCUUCCUGGCUCCCUCUGGGCACUUGGACGAAUGCAGAGAGCAGAACAUCCAUCAGGAGGUAGACCAACAAUGGGAAUUCCAUGGGGAGAGCAGAUGUCUUGACUUUCAACGCCAGAACAUCUUUUGUAUUCACUCCUAUCUUCUGGUGUCAUCAAGGAGUUCUGGAUGGUCUUGGAGGUCUUUUCUAACUUCAGGGAUUCCAUGAUUUUAAUUUCCUGUUGCCUAAGGGAGUCUUCUACAGGCAGAUGAUGAAAAAGUGAAGAAAAGACCAAAAUUUUGGAGACAGUAGGGUAGAAACUCCACCAAAAAAGGUUCUUCUCUCCCACCCAAGCAGGUGGAACCUCAGCUGGCACUGUCAUGAUCUGUCCCAGCGGACAGGUAACGCGAUGAUUUUUAGGUGCAAAAUUAACCAACAAGGCACAGGGGAUUUGCAGUAACAAAUCGACAAAAUGCAGUUUUAUUGAAAUAAACACAACUGAAAUGCGUUGGUAAGCGGAACUGGGGAAAAAAGGGAGAAGAUAAGGGAAGAGGGAGGAAAAGAGGGAAGACAGGUAUAGCUGCCGAGACAUGAUACCUCUUUUGUCCUUCAGGGUCCGGCCAUCAAAGCUCACUGGGUCACGUCCGGGAGAUCUCGAAAAGCAUGGCUAACCAGGGCUCCAAUUAUACGAUUUUUCAUUGCGGGGAAGGGGAGCCGAAACAAAGGUCUCCCGGGAGGGGGAAAGAACAGAAAAGGGGGUGCACAGAGUCCUAGCCAAGCAACAGGCAAAAACCAUUGUUUUCCUGGCCCAAUGCUCGCAGGUGCGUUUACUCUGGGCAGCUUUUCCCCCCUUCGUGCACACCUCCCCCGAGUUGGGGGGGUUCAGUCUCAGUGUCUGGAAGAAGGUGCGAGGGGGAUUUUCUUGCACGGGGAUUUCCUGUCUUGGUUCUUUGAUGAAGAGGCUUGCAUUUCUGCUUGUCUGUCACAAUGGCUGAGGGCGGAUGAGAGGGGUCUUCUGUGGGAGACCACCCAGAGCUCAAGCGAGGCAGGCCAGGAGGUAGGGAGAGUCCAUUGUUCAGAAGGGGCAGAAUGCACCCUUCGUGUUCAGCUUGGGGUGUUAUGCAAAUAACACCUGUGGAAACAAACUGACAAUCGCAUGACUUCCCCUCCCCACUGGCUCAACAGUUUUAACUUUUUGGUGGUCUUUUCUUCAUGACAGUUGUGAGGCAUAAAUGAAGGAUAUUUCGGACAGACUCUCACAGGCACGGACAUGGAAAUAUUUUUAUUUUAGGUUGAUUUUCUUUUAAUAUCUCUUUAUCCCUUUAAAAUAUCC
Melospiza georgiana is the source of this 2441-nucleotide messenger RNA. RefSeq names its product zinc finger protein 436-like. The record is from RefSeq and is a predicted model, not a curated record. Gene Ontology annotation, molecular function: DNA-binding transcription repressor activity, RNA polymerase II-specific. The coding region runs from base 146 to 898 and encodes 250 amino acids. NCBI's taxonomy places the organism in Eukaryota, Metazoa, Chordata, Aves, Passeriformes, Passerellidae. Gene Ontology annotation, biological process: negative regulation of transcription by RNA polymerase II. The transcript has 2 exons.